Plasmodium malariae is the source of this 1719-nucleotide messenger RNA. RefSeq names its product serine C-palmitoyltransferase, putative. The record is from RefSeq and is a predicted model, not a curated record. The transcript has a single exon. Gene Ontology annotation, biological process: sphingosine biosynthetic process; ceramide biosynthetic process. Bases 1 to 1719 code for a protein of 572 amino acids. Gene Ontology annotation, cellular component: serine palmitoyltransferase complex. Gene Ontology annotation, molecular function: serine C-palmitoyltransferase activity; pyridoxal phosphate binding. NCBI's taxonomy places the organism in Eukaryota, Apicomplexa, Aconoidasida, Haemosporida, Plasmodiidae.
AUGUACCUGAAUAAGAUAACAGAUUUUAACUACUUCUUAGGUUUAGAAAUUUUAAAAAGUUUUGAUGUAGCAAAUUACCUCAUAGCAGUGAUUGUACUGUUCGCUUUAGUGCUAGCUGUAUUUAAUGAAGACGCAUCAGCAGGGUCCCCAAGAUUGUCUUGGGUAUUAGGAGAAUUUUUACCAAUACAACAAUCAAUUUUUUGUUUAAAUUCUAAUAUCGAGAAUAAAUUAUUUAAAAAAAAAAAUAGUAAAGUAUAUACGUUUAUUAUAUUUUUAUAUAAAUUGUGUGUGAAAAUAAAAGAGUCUAUAGUUGAAGGCAGUUUUAUUAAUUUGUUGAAUGAGGGGAAGAAUAAGUUUUUAAAAAAUAUAGUAUUAUAUAAGAAUUAUGUUUUGAUAAACCUUAAGGCUGAAUCAAAAAGACAUUUUUUUUACCUAUUAUUAAAGCAAAAAUAUAAUUUACCUAUUAGAAAAAAUGAAACCGAAAUGAGUAGUUAUUUGGAGACGAAAAGAGAAAUGAUUCGAUUAAAUAGAUGGACAUUAAUGUGGAGAGUAUCAGAUGUAAAAAAUGAGUAUAUUACAUGUGAAAAUAGUAAAGUGCGAACUAUGUCUUCUUAUUCUUACCUAGAUUUUAUAAGAGAGCCAUUAGUACAAGAACACGCAAUAAAAGCGGCUAUGGAAUGGUCAACUGGAAAUCAUGGUCCGAGGAUGUUGGGUGGGAAUAGCCAAAUAUUAAGAGAUUUAGAAAAAAAGGUAGGAAAAUUUUUUGGUAGAAACGAUUCUAUUUUAGCUGUAUGUGGUUUUCUAGCAUGUAUGUCAGGUAUAGCAGCAGUAGCAACUCCGUAUGAUUUAAUUUUAUAUGAUAGUCGCACACAUGAAUGUGUAAAGGUAGGUAUACAAAUAUGUGGUGCAAAAGCAUAUGUAUUUAAACAUAAUGAUUAUAAUCAUUUAGAAUUGUUGUUAUUAAAAUACAGAAGUAAAUAUAGGAACUGUUGGAUUUGCUUAGAAUCGGUAUAUUCAAUGGAUGGUGAUAUACCUCAUUUACCAUCCUUUAAAAAAUUAUGCAUUAAAUACAAUGCUAAGUUAUUUGUAGAUGAGGCACAUGGUUUAGGUGUAUUAGGCAAAACAGGUAGAGGAUUAGAAGAGCAUUUUAAUAUGCCUGGUUCAGUGGAUAUGAUAGUUGGAACGUUUAGUAAAUCAAUAGGUUCAGUAGGAGGAUAUAUAGUUGCUUCUGAUGAAGUAGUUGAAUUUUUAGAUAUUCAUUGUAUAGGUAAUGUUUUUUCUGCCCCUUUACCUGCCUAUUGUGCAGGUGGUGCUUUAAAAGCAUUUGAACUAAUAGACUCACAGUCAUGGAGAAUAGAAAAACUUAAAUUUAACACAAAAUAUUUAAGAAGCGGGUUAAUAUCUGGUAUGGGGUAUUGGCCAAAAGAUUAUCCUGAAAGUAAUAAAUAUAUUAUUGGAGGUGAUGAUAAUACUAGUGUAAUACCAGUUAUUUUUCCAAAUGACACAGACAGGUUAUUUAAAAUAUGUAAUCUCAUGUUUAAAAAGAGCUGGUUAAUUUCAGCCGUAUCUUUUCCUGCCUGCCCAUAUAAAUUGCCCCGAUUUAGAGUUACUGCAACGUCUGCCUACUCAGUAGAAUAUAUGAAUGACUUUAUUCGUGACCUGGUAUGUGCAACAGUCAGCGUUCAACCAUCAACUUUUGAAGGAGAAUUACUAAUAUAG